Molecule: messenger RNA, 4404 nt
Organism: Cryptotermes secundus
Lineage: Eukaryota; Metazoa; Arthropoda; Insecta; Blattodea; Kalotermitidae
Exons: 7
Coding region: 1895-3454 (519 amino acids)
Source: RefSeq, a predicted model, not a curated record
UUAGUGAGUUUGGUGAGAUGGGUGGCAUGUGAAUAUUAUUCGGUAAAAUAAUUUUUUGCUGGAGCUGGAAUCCUAAAAGUUUGAGUGAAGUUUGUGGUUAGUUCGUGUAAUCAGUUGUGGAUACCACCCGACGCGGUAGCAAACAAACCUAAGGUAACUAGAUCCUCCAAUAAAACAAGUGACUCAGCAGUUUCUCCGACUUCGAUUCGUUACGUUAUGUGUAGAGAAGUCACAGGGGCGCUUACACACUAUGCAGUGUAUUUGAGAAGUAGAUAAGGUUUUAAAACAUUUUCUGAACUCGUCUGUGUUUAUGAAGACGUUUCAAGACUUCAGAUUGACGUGAGGUAUCAAUGGAACACGAUGUAAACUGUGCUACUGUGCAUGUUCCAGAGACACCGAAGCCACGUGGUCAGUUGCCAUUCUAGAACCUUCUAGGCGUGAGCGGGCUGCUGGGAUCGAGAAAAUUCUAGACACCAAUGGGACGGUUGUGGAGAAGUCUGAAAACUUCGAGAGGGAGGCCUGCGCCGCUGGCACGUGAUUCGCCUCCCCCUGCACCCGAUCCGCAUCGUAAUGGACAACUAGCAGCUUUAAACGUCAAUCAUCUGACUCAGUACGAGCAGCUGGACUUGCUCCAAAAUAGGCUGAGUCGACCGCAGAGACAUAGCGCGGCUGGAAGGAUUAAGUCAGUUGAAAACUUCAGUGAAAAAUCGGCAAUCGAAGCCGCGACGUUCCGGCUUAUAGCACAGUGCCUCAACCAGCUACACAACCGCGUGCCCCGUUCCAGAGACAGAUGAUAUUUUAUUGUCUUCAUAAGCCUUUUCUUCGGCGUCACAGUUGCUUUGUUUGAAUCUCGUUGUCUUCCUGUGGUCAUGAAUGGCGCCAGUACAGUGUGGAAGCCAACCACAACGCAACUCCUGGUCGGCAGGCAGGACGAAGCAAGCGCUGGCCAGUCAGCGCGGACCACGGCAGCGGCCGCCGCUAGCGACAGAGGAUAUGGAUGCGGAUCUCCGACGCGCUAGUUAAACUAGACGGCGGUCAAGCAUGCGACCGUUCAAGUGAUUAGACUGCCGUUGUAGCUGAUGCUACUAGAAAUAGGGCAUGGUCUGCUGUAAUGGGCCUGGACUGACAGAGGCCUUGUAUAUAUUGUACAUAAUAUUAAAUACUAACUGUAAACUUAUAAAUGAUUGUACAUACUGACAAUGGACUAAUACUACCGACUAUGACUGACUAUUGACAGACUCGAACUCUCGUCACAGAGGGCGCCACACAUGAACAGGACAGUAACUUUCAAGCAAGAGAAACAUCUGGUCAUGAGUCCCAGCCGGGUUUGUAGGAAGCCCCAGCCGAUACAUGAGAAUGUCGGCAGAAAUUGUGCAAAAUUGUGGAACUCUAGAUCAGAAAGAUGCAUCUACAUUUGCUAACUUUGACAAUACAGCUUCAAAUCUUUAAUGUUGACAUCAAGCAUGUGAUCACGUGGUCAAUCAUCACUUCUAUCUUGAUGCGUUUAUGCCACUUUCUCGCGUCCCGUCUUUUGCCGUUUUAGGGUCUUCUUUCGUCAGGUGACAGCAGCAUCGACGAGUUCAACGUCAUAUUCCUCAUCUCAGCUUCUCACUCAGAUCUGUAUUGAGGCUCAUGUACGUGCUUCCAUGACCCUAAUUAGAGUGGGACCGCUGUUCGGUUGUCACAAAUGUACCAGAGGGGCCAGGAGGAGGCAGGCAUGUGCACAGCACACAGCCCUGUGGAGAGUUCCACAAGAACGUUCCUGCUCUGAAAGGAAUUUCGUUCGCAUUGCCAUCCGCCCGUUUGUACAACUAUUCCGUGGGACAAGUGUUCACUGCCCGUCACUGGAGAAAUAGGGUAAAAUACACAUCAACCAGAGGUGACAUAUAUCAGCAUGCCCCAGCGGAAGCAACCCAGGACUCUGAGUGACAUGAGUGUAGAGGCGUACGUCAACAUUUAUUAUAAUGUAUGCAAUAGAUGGAAUUUGGAUUUGUAUAAUGCAAUCCAGAGAUGCAGGAGACAUUACCGGUAUGUGAAAUGGAGAGUGAUGACUGAAAUCGAACAAACCGAACAGACUAUAUCAAAGUUGGCGCCAUUGAUUCAAAGUAAAAUCUGUCCCAAGUUAGCGUCUAUCUUUGCCAACAAUAUCACAUUUCAUUUCCAGAGAAAUGAAUGUGUUAAAAGGCACAGAAUUUUUUAUGAAGAAAGUCACGAUGAAUUGUGCGUUGCCAUGUUUCGUUCCGUCCUAACGCCUUCCCUGUAUGAAUUUGAGCCUGAUAUGUUUUCUUAUAUUUUUACAUGGUUUCUUGUAAUUCGAAAUCUGGACAGUGUACCUGGGUUAAGAAUAUUGUCUAUGAAUCAAACAGGGGAUAUAAUUAGAUCAUUGUCUUUGAGUCGAAGAAUAAUUAAGGUCUCGGCGCUAGUGGCCACGUCCCUCCAUCAACUUAAGGAGUUACAGGUGUUUCGUUUUCCGGGGUACUGCACUGACGAAGUGGUAAGGGAACUGGGACUGAACUGUCCCAAACUGACUGAAGUUUCAUUCAUUAAUUCUCAAGGGGUAACCAAUGCCAGUUAUCCCCACUUACUGAGCCUCCGUAAAUUACAAUUUUUAGAUAUUACUGGGACACGAAUUAACAAUUUUCACUAUGGGCAGUUACUCUCCAGAUUACCGAACAUUGCAGACGUCCGAUUCAUAAAUAAAGAAGAUGAUCUUAUAAGACUUAUUGCUCCGAACACCAUCGACACGAUAACGCAUGUCACCAAUAUUGUUACUGAUACCAAUAUGCAAAUACAGAAGUUCCCCAAAACACAAAAAUUCAUACUGAAAACACCAAACGUAGAUCUGUCAGCACUUACAGCUUGGACCGAAUUGCACACCUUGGAAAUUUUACUUGGUGACUAUCGUAAAAUUAAUCUGAACGCCGUCCUAAUGGGUAUAGGUCACCAACUUACCGUUCUGAUACUGAAAAGGAUCACGCGUCUAAAUCUUCUGGAUAUCAUAACGCUGUGCAAGUCAUUGAGAAAUCUGGAUCUGUAUUCCUGCUUAAUUUUACCAGUAAAGGCAGCUACACCACUCAACCUACAGUUACCACAUUUCAGGAACUUAAUUUAUUUAAAAAUAAAAACAUCAGUCCAAGAUCGAACAGAUUUCAGUUUUAUCAGAUACUACCUUAAUCUUGAAAGAAUUGAGUUGCUUGGGAUUGACAUCUUCACGGAAGAAUUCAUGGAGGAAGUUAUAAACCUGGGUACACUUGCAAACUUAAAGGAGUGUUAUAUAAGCGAAACUGACAAGGGAGCUCUGACCUUAAACGUUCUUGAGCAGCUCAUUCACCAUUGUCCAAAUUUGAAAAUAUUUGGACAUACGAAAAAAUUAGGUCUUCUUAAUUCAGAAAAUGUCCUGCGACUGAAGCGUGAAUUAUCAGAGCAAAAUUUUGAUAUUGACAUUAUCUCAUAACACAAGGACCCUUCUGCAUUUUAUGAAAUGACAUGGUUUUGAGUAACGCGACUUCUUUUAAUAUGGAAGUCCAGGAAUGUUAUAUAUUUCAUAUUACUGUGUGGCAUAUUUAAAGACAUUUUACUUGUAUGUGUUUUAUGUGUUCUUAAUUUAUUUCUGUUUACAUAUUAUUAUUCCGAGAGAAGUAGAACCAGACAGAACGUACUUUUCAUUAUAUAAAUUCAGUGAGUUGUGGGUCUCCAAUUUCUCAAUCCUGCAUCUUAUUGAAUAAAUAAAAUCUCUUUUAUAAUUACAAUUGCGUUUGUUGACAAGAAAUUGAAAGAAUUUCGGUCUUUCAGUUAACCCUAAUACUUACAGCUACAGAAGUAGCUAAGCAGUUUCAAGAACGCCAAAUAUUUAGUUAUGCUUACCUGCACGACAGAAGUUUUGUAUGCGUCAAAUGGAGACAUUUGUGCAUUUUGCUUUGCUGAGCAGUGGCAACCUGACGUUACUUUACAUUAGUGAGUAGGAAAGCUUUGAAUAAAUGAAGUGCCUGCAGUCACAGAGGCCAAAUUAAUUAUGGUGAUUGUGGGACUCAAUUUGUUUUCCCGGGAUCUUCGGUAUCCACCUCAAAACAACACGUUGUCAUCGUACAGGAACAUGCCAAGAAAAUUGCAACAAAACACUUUAAUGACCGCAAUAGUAAUAUUCAUCAGCUCUGCCUGUAAUUCGUGCACUUGGAAAAUUUAUGGAAUAUGAUGUGACACAUGAUUGUAUUUUUUAUCAGAAUUUGACUAGACGCAAGAUGUGAAAUUUGAAUCUAUUCAUGUCUAAGGUGUAACUCGUGAUGUACAUGUAACCCGCCCUCAUGUAUGAAGCUUGUAAGGAUAUGUUUAUGCAUGUAUCCAUUAUUUUAUACAUUUUGUAUCUUUUAAUAUUGCAGAAAAUUCAAUAAAAUAUAUCUGAUUAGA